AUGGAUAAGUUCCGAAUGAUCUUCCAGUUCCUCCAGUCCAAUCAGGAAUCUUUCAUGAACGGCAUCUGCGGGAUCAUGGCCCUGGCCAGUGCCCAGAUGUACUCAGCCUUCGAUUUCAACUGCCCCUGCCUGCCGAGUUACAACCUGGCGUACGGCCUGGGUAUCCUGCUCGCGCCCCCCCUUGUCCUGUUCCUGCUGGGUUUUGUGAUGAACAACAACGUGUCCAUGCUGGCAGAGGAGUGGAGGAGGCCCACGGGCAUGAGGCAGAAGGACCCGGCCGUCCUGCGCUACAUGUUCUGCUCCAUGGCCCAGCGGGCCAUGAUCGCGCCGGCGGUGUGGAUCUCCGUGACGCUGCUGGACGGGAAGUGCUUUAUGUGCGCGUUCAGCACCACCGUGCCCGUGGAGAAGCUGGGGAACAGGAGCUACACGGGCCUGUCGGAGAAGGAGAUGCGGCGAAUCCUGGCCCGCAUCCCCUGCAAAGAGAUCUACAACGGGCAGGAGCUGGUUGCCAGGGAGGUGGCGGUGCGGUACCUGCGCUGCAUCUCACAGGCUCUGGGCUGGUCCUUCGUGCUGCUGAUGACCAUGCUGGCUUUCCUGGUCAGGGCCCUCCGGCCCUGCUUCACCCAAGCUGCCUUCCUGAAGAGCAAGUACUGGUCCCACUACAUAGACAUUGAGCGCAAGCUGUUUGACGAGACCUGCACAGAGCAUGCCAAGACCUUCGCCAAGGUCUGCAUCCAGCAGUUCUUUGAGGCCACGAACAAGGACAUGGGCCUGGGGCACAGCCACUCCCCGGAGAAGGCCCCCUCAGACGCGGGAGAAGAGAAGGAGAAGCUCCUGGGUAUCACAGACCAGGGGACGAUGAACAAGCUCCUACGGAGCUGGCACAAAUGCAAGCCGCCGCUUUGCCUCCAGCAGGAGGGGCUGCAGAAUGGGAACAGCUCAAAUCGGCACCACAGUCACCUCAGCCUGCCCAGGAAGGAAAUGGUCACGUACUAUAGUAAAGUGUGAGGAUGGGCACAAAGGUCGGACGAGGCCUUGGAGAGGCCGGCACGUAGGGCUCUCCUUCCAAGGGGUAUCCCCGGGACACUAGGUUGGCCGCUCCAGACGGAGGCCGGUUCAGAGCCCCUCUUGCUUCCCCUCCUGCCCCUACUCCACCUAGCUGAGCCAAACCACAAGGACACCCGUUUGGAGGAGCAGGGGCUGCAGAUCAGAGAUGGGGUGGGCUGUUGAGCUGAGACGGGGAGAGGAGCACCAGACGUCCCCUUCCAAGAGGCCGGCACGAGAAUCAGGUUUCCAGGUAGAACCAAUGGCUAUGCAAUGCCACUCUCACCCCCCGUCUCCCAGCGUGCUACAGUCAAUGGAGGGUUUGCCCCUAAAGCUGAUCAACAGAGACCGCUCCCUCCCCGCCACCAGUAAUUUCAAUUUAGAACAGGCCUGCACAACACGCGGCCCGCAGGGCUCACUGUGCGGCCCGUGAUGACUACAGGCAGCGCGGCCCCAUCCGAUCUGCCGGCCAGGCGGAGGAGCAGAGCACUGCCGGGGAGGGGGAAAUGCGGCAAUUCUCGUCGCCGGGCUGCCUGCGUGCAGCUCCGGCACGAGGAGGCAGGGUGCGAGCCAGAGGGCAGGAUGCCAGCAGACUCCAGGACGCUGGCGUGAUGUGGUGUCAUGACAUCACGGCUGGCGACCGCCGGAUUCAAAAAGACUCCAGCAGCCCCAAAACCUGGAAGGCAG
This is a messenger RNA of Pelodiscus sinensis (Chinese soft-shelled turtle), 1731 nucleotides long. It is a transcript of the gene CALHM1, whose product is annotated as calcium homeostasis modulator 1. NCBI's taxonomy places the organism in Eukaryota, Metazoa, Chordata, Testudines, Trionychidae. Gene Ontology annotation, cellular component: plasma membrane. The record is from RefSeq and is a predicted model, not a curated record. Gene Ontology annotation, molecular function: monoatomic cation channel activity.